Messenger RNA from Neolamprologus brichardi, 905 nucleotides. NCBI's taxonomy places the organism in Eukaryota, Metazoa, Chordata, Actinopteri, Cichliformes, Cichlidae. The record is from RefSeq and is a predicted model, not a curated record.
GUACUGAUGACACUUAUGCACUUGAGGGCACUAAUAUCAUCUUGAGCUGUGAAGCUGUUGGAAACCCUCUUCCUGUGUAUAGCUGGAUUUGUGAUGGGAAUAACAUGUUGGAGAACACAACCAGUCUCAAUAUCAUUCGAGUAAAUGGCAAUAAAACCUGCACCUGCACAGCUACCAAUUAUCUGGGAAACAUAACCAAGACAAUCCAUCUUCAUGUUGAACCAAGAGGUUGCCCCCUAACACUGACACCUUCUGAAACUGUUGUGAAAUUUGGAGAUCCAGUGUCAAUCAACUGCAGCACAUCAGCCAGAUAUGUUGAAGGAAUGGGCUGGAAGGCUCCUGUUGGAGGUACAGGAUUUGAGCGUCCUCCUGUUGUCACUUGGAGGGUUGAAAAACUAGAAGAGUGGACUUCAAGUCCUUCCUGCUAUGCUACUUUGGUUGAUGGAUCCCAGUGUGCUGUGAGUCCAGUCAUCACUGUUUACAAAACACCAAACAUUGUGUCAAUAUAUCCACUGAAUCAAAGUCAAAUGAUGGAGGAACAAGUACACAUAGUGCCUUACAAUAAAGACACGAGAACACAGUACUGGUUAUGGUGUGACAUCAUAAAUGUUGCUCCCGUUCAACACCUGACUGUGAGAUGGUACAAAAAUAAUAAAACCAUCCAGACAGAGUCUUUCAAUGACACAACAACUAAAACACUGGUGAAUGAGUCCUCUAUUCUGAGAAUUGACAUCAGCAGAGAAGAAAAAGCCACUGAGUUCAGAUGUGAAGCUGAGCUGGACUUUGGACCACAUGGACUAAAACUUCCUGCCACUUCUCAAACACACAGAGUUUCAGCCCACUAUGCUCCUGAGAUCAACACAAGUUGUACUGUUGACAUCUCACCACUUGAGGGCACUAACAUC